This is a messenger RNA of Suillus plorans, 927 nucleotides long. RefSeq names its product WRB/Get1 family. NCBI's taxonomy places the organism in Eukaryota, Fungi, Basidiomycota, Agaricomycetes, Boletales, Suillaceae. Gene Ontology annotation, biological process: tail-anchored membrane protein insertion into ER membrane. The transcript is spliced from 5 exons. The record is from RefSeq and is a predicted model, not a curated record. Gene Ontology annotation, cellular component: GET complex. Bases 210 to 797 code for a protein of 195 amino acids.
CCAAUUAGCGAACAUGAUGAUCCGGUGCGAAGGCCGCAACGCCGCGAACGCCGUAUGGCUUGUACCAACGUGUUCGGCUGUGUGCAGUGUUGACGUUUCUUUCAAACUUGCCGACUAGCUGAAGGCUUGAUAUUCAAUCACCACCUGUACUUGCACUGCACAUCCUCUCUUCUUUGCUAUCAAGUGCGAGGCCCGUAUUGAUAUCUACCAUGUCACUCAUCUUCACGAUUUUUGCGCUCGUCUUUCUGACUGAGCUCAUCUCAUGGAUUGGCCAAACUGCCCUCCUUGAAUUUGCAUGGGAUCUCUACAGCAGACUCUUCAUGAAUGCCUCAUAUACUCGACAGCGCCAGCUGAAAGCUGAGCUCCUUACGGCGAAGAAAGAGUUGAUGCAAACGAGCGCACAAGAUCAGUUUGCCAAGUGGGCAAAGCUGAAGAGAGGCGUUGACAAAGGGCUAGCAGAGCUUGAGAAGUUCAAUGGAGAGCUUGCGUCCAGGAAGACUGCAUUCUCACUGAAGUUCAAAACACUGAUGUGGGUCUUUACGACAGGACUAUCAUUCGUCAUUGGCUGGUGGUAUAGAAAGGCUGCAGUAUUCUACCUACCUCCUGGUUGGCUUGGCCCACUCGGCUGGUGGAUGGCUUUCCCUUUCGCACCUAAAGGUUCUGUGAGCGUCGGGGUGUGGCAAUUGGCUUGCCGCAGAGUCAUUAAAGUUGGAGAGCGCACGGUGAAAAAUAUCCUCGCGCCUUCGGAACCCGUCGCCGUCCCAGUUGAAAUGGGAACCAAUUCCAAGAGCUCGUGAUAAGGAGUAGUGGCGGAUCCCCGAAGGAGAUCCAGGACUGAUAUUCUUAUGGUGAUCUGUAUGCGUAUGCUUCACGGAUUCAACUGUCUGUACUCCGUGUUCAAUUUCAGUUUCACGUAAUUUCGUGGUU